Callorhinchus milii (elephant shark) is the source of this 10310-nucleotide messenger RNA. RefSeq lists its product as uncharacterized. The record is from RefSeq and is a predicted model, not a curated record. Gene Ontology annotation, molecular function: protein dimerization activity. Lineage: Eukaryota; Metazoa; Chordata; Chondrichthyes; Chimaeriformes; Callorhinchidae.
AAUAACAGCGGCGACGGGUUUGGAAACCUGAUAAAGGGGAUUGCGAGAGAUUCAAGAAAUGAACCCCAACUUGGUCUUUCGCCCAGGGAAAGCUUUUAUGGGUCACAAGGUCUCAAGCUACCAUCUAAAAGGAAGGUGCGAGGGGUGAGUGAGCAAGGCAGAGCCAGGAAGAACGCGAUGUUACACAACCUGCGAGAGCGGGAAUCCCGGCGGAUGAUGGAGCACCGCUUUAAAACUCUGAAGAAAAAGCUCUUCGAUGAGCAGCAAACCGCUUCCAAGGGCGCCAUUCUGGAUGAGGCCAUCGACACCAUCAGUAACUUGGAUAAAGAGUCCAAACAACUGCUUCUGGAGAAGGAAGAGCUGUUGGGAAAACAAAAGGUCUUGUUGGAGAAGAUUUCACUGCUAUCCGUGGAAGUAGGAUCUACUGUAACCGGAAACGGGAUAGAGGCAGGCGAGAUAAUUGAAGACGCUCUCUCGAACGGGAGAGACUUUCCUGGCCAGAAAUCGCCUGAAAUGAGAUGGUUUCCGGAGGAGCCCGCAGGCGACCACAGGACGGAGUUCGGAGGCGAGGGCUGGUGUGGGGAGAUCCAGAGUUUAGUUUGGGAGCAGAUGUGAAGCGUGAGGACCAAGGACACAAACCUGACGACAUAGUCAUGAUUAAGAUUGAAGAUGACUUUGGGGAGAAAGAGGACAGCGGACUGGAUCGUAACGAGGGCCCUAAGGGCUUUUUGGUGAAACGCAGGGAGGAGCUCAGUGAAGAGGAAGGUUGUGGUGGAUUCACUCCGACUAAGCAGGAUUCAUUUGGGAUGCCGCAACUCCGCAAGCAUUCAGAUUACAGCCUAGACCUGGAGUCUGCGAAUGAAUUCAAUGUGGAGGUGCUGGACUAUAAUGAGCCCCACGAGAAAUGGAAAGCCCGGAAGAAUGCGAUCUUACACACCAUUAGGGAGCGGGAAUCUCGCAGGUUAAUGGAGAACCGCUUUAAGGUGCUGGAGAGCGUGGUGUUCGAAGAGCAGAAGAAGGCUGCAAAGGGCGCCAUUCUCAACAAGGCCAUCGACGUGAUCAGUGAGCUGGGCAGCGAGGCCGGGAGCCUGGCCUCUCAGAGGGAGGAGCUGCUGAACAAGCAAAAGGAAUUGAUGGAAAGGUUUAUACGUCUCUCCGCAGCAACGACGCCGACGGGCAGAGCGAGUCCACUGGCGUCCGCUUCCCCGCUGGGCUGCGCUCCGGGUUCUAACCCGGCGGGAAUGUCCUGUGUGUCCGGCUUACCGGAAACGCCGAGCGCGGUGAGGGCCAUCGCCACUCGUGGUAGCAACGACAACAACCCCCACCACAACAGUAGCCACAGCGCGUCUGCGAGUCAGCCCCCCGAGCUGCUGUUUCAGGGCAGCCCCGACAAGCCACGCCACGUAGCUCCCGCGCUGGCGGCGAGAGUCGCACCGGACGCCAGCGGCCCAGCGGAAAGGCGGGACGAGGUGGAGCGGGCUGGUCUGCAGCUCCACACGGCCGGCGCCAUCCGUCACACAUCCACCCAUCAGCCCAGCGCUCUCGGAGAUGAGCUGAGCCACUGCGGUUUCCCUGGGGAGCAGCUCCGGUCGGCUCCGACCGUCAAGACCUCGCCCGUGGAGAGGGACCUGUUUUAUCCGACGGCCUUUGACACCAGCUGGCUCCCGACCAACGGUGAAAUGGCUUCCUUUCUGUCGGAGGAGCUGGAGGGUGUUGGGAAGGACCUGGAGGACGAGGAGGAGGCGGAGGAGGGGUGUCCGAGGGUGCGGCUGAGCGCCGGCGAGCUCGCUGCUCUGCAGCCGGACGGAGGCUCGGGAGAGCCGGGCUACGGGGAGUCAGCCGCUGAGUCCGACCCGCUCGGAGCCGAGAGGAAGAAGUGGGAGCGUCAGGAGGAAGCCGCUUUCGCCUCGGUGCAGGGAUCGUCCGUGGGCAGCUCGGACUGGGGCAGCCACUCCGACUUCGAUCUGACCGCGGAGGAUGUCAACGAGAUUGACGUGGAAAUACUGAGCCACUCGGACAGCGAGUACAUCGACAUGGAGAUGGAAGAGGGUGAGGUGGAGGACGGGCUUCCCGUGUCUUUAGCCGUCAGCAAAUUGUGUGCCCCUCCCAGGUGGCAUUUUCACAAUUAUUCUCAAGUGCCCAUGUUACAAUCUCACAGACACCCGACCAAGAGAAGGACCUUUCCGUUGGAGCUGAGGAGAAGCAGGAAGAACCUCCUGAGACACACUAUGCGGGAGCGAGAGCUACGACGGUUGAUGCAGACUCGUUUCAAUGGGCUGAGAGAACUUCUCUUCAAGUACGAGAAGGUUUCCAAGCGGGCCAUCCUGAACGAGGCCAUCAAUGAAAUCCAGGCCUUGAACGAAAAGGCGCAGAAAUUGGCGGUGGAGAAAAAGCUGCUGAUGAAAAAGCACAGGGCGUUGUUCAAGAUCAUCUCAGUCCUGUCCGGAGAGAAGAAGUGUAAGGAUCAGCAAAGCAGAGCGGCUGAAUGCGAGGAGGUGACAAAGGGAGUUACAAGGCAGACAUCGAGUCUGCUCUCUACUGGGAAGGUGAACGAUGAAGAUUCAACUUUGGUCCCUGUAGCUGGAACCCCCUUUCACCUCCUCCUGAAGAGAAUCGCGGUUUCCCCCCGGAGCGAGGAGUUGGCAGUGGAGCGCGAGGCGCUGAGCAACAGCACGAAACUCGGCCACAGGAGCCGGCUCUGCCUCCAGCCUUUCCAGGUCGGGAGCUGCUCAUCUGGCAUCCCGAGCAUCUUUUCCCGACACAUAGAGAAUCCGGGAGGGUGGGGACAGCCCGAGAGAGACCCAGAUAAGGACCUGCGGACGCUACAGGAUUGGGAGCAGCUGCGAUCGAUACCCCACGAGCCGUCGAACGCCGAGCGGUCAACGCGGGGCGAUAUUCCCGGCUACAGACUGACCAGAGAGGAGCCGGGUGUGAGGGGAGCGAGCGAGGGGAGCGAGCUGGGAACGGGAGCCGCUCCCGAGCCCGCCGCGGGGCCGGUCGGGCCCAGGUCUUGCACGGUGCUGUCCACGGUAACUCAGGCGGGCAGGAAAAGCUCGGAAGCUGCUGGAUUUGGGGUUAGAGGCAGAACCCAGGGCCUGAAAGCCACCCCGGGCCGGGACAUCCUGCGCAAGCUGGCCAAGAAGGUGCAAGAGGCCGGCAUCAAGCCCUGGUCCUGGAAGUCGCGGAGAGACGAGGGGGAGCCUGGGAGUGAGGCGGCAGGGGAGGAGAGGUGUGCGUACGGCAGCCGGGAGCAGGUGGAGGCGGAGGAGGCACUCAGGCAGAGGAACGUCAGUGGGAGUUUGCUACACCACGUCAGCCCGGAACGCCACCCCGGCUUAGCCGAGACGGGGUUCGGGAUGUCCCCUGCUGAUGUCAACACGGCCCGCGGUUAUCUGCCGUUCGACCCCACACUGCCCGCACCGAGGUGUGUGGUGGUGCUGUGCGAUCCCAGGAAGAAUGAGCAAAGUCAUAUCCUCAAUGCUUCCAGGAAAGCAAUUAGCGCCUUGGCAUUCUCGCCAGAUGGAAAAUAUUUGGUGACUGGAGAGAGUGGACACGAGCCCGCUGUGCGGGUGUGGAAUGUGGCUGAGAAGACCCAAGUGGCUGAGUUACAAUGCCACAUGUACGGAGUGCUGUGCGUGGCCUUCUCCCCCAACAUGAAGUAUAUUGUAUCGGUGGGCUUCCAGCAUAACAAGACCGUCAACGUCUGGGAUUGGAAGAAAAACUGCAUUGUAGCUUCUAACAAGGUCUCCAGUAAGGUCACGGCCAUCUCCUUUUCCGAAGACGGCAGUUACUUUGUGACGGUUGGCCACAGGCACGUCAAGUUCUGGUACUUGAACGAAUCGAAAGCCUGCAAGGCAAAUGUGACCAUUCCUCUAUUGGGGCGAUCAGGACUGCUGGGGGAGCUGCACAAUAACCUGUUCUGUGGCGUAGUGUGUGUUAAGGGCAAGACUUUCUGCAGCACCAGCUCCGGCCUUCUGUGUCAGUUCAACUCGAGAAGACAGCUUGACAAGUGGCUGGAUCUACAGACAUCCGUUGCGAACUCGAUGACUGUGGCAGAGAAUUUUAUCAUCUGUGGCUGUUCUGAUGGGACAGUGAAACUGUUUGAUCCCGCGACCCUCCAGCUUAUCACCCAUCUGCCCAAACCUCAUCACCUGGGUGUGGAUGUAGCAGCUGGACUUGAACCAAGCCAUCUCUUUACCCCGAAAACUGACGCUAUCUAUCCCGACACUGUGGCUGUGGCUUUCGACCCCGAAAUCAGGGCUGUCAUGUGUGACAAUGACCACAGUCUGUACGUGUGGGAUAUAAAAGACACUAAGAACGUGAAAAAGAUUUACUCUGCGCUUUAUCACAGUUCGAGUGUGUGGAACAUAGAGGUUUAUCCCAACUGGAAGACGCCUUUCUUGGCAACGACGCCGACGGGCAGAGCGAGUCCACUGGCGUCCGCUUCCCCGCUGGGCUGCGCUCCGGGUUCUAACCCGGCGGGAAUGUCCUGUGUGUCCGGCUUACCGGAAACGCCGAGCGCGGUGAGGGCCAUCGCCACUCGUGGUAGCAACGACAACAACCCCCACCACAACAGUAGCCACAGCGCGUCUGCGAGUCAGCCCCCCGAGCUGCUGUUUCAGGGCAGCCCCGACAAGCCACGCCACGUAGCUCCCGCGCUGGCGGCGAGAGUCGCACCGGACGCCAGCGGCCCAGCGGAAAGGCGGGACGAGGUGGAGCGGGCUGGUCUGCAGCUCCACACGGCCGGCGCCAUCCGUCACACAUCCACCCAUCAGCCCAGCGCUCUCGGAGAUGAGCUGAGCCACUGCGGUUUCCCUGGGGAGCAGCUCCGGUCGGCUCCGACCGUCAAGACCUCGCCCGUGGAGAGGGACCUGUUUUAUCCGACGGCCUUUGACACCAGCUGGCUCCCGACCAACGGUGAAAUGGCUUCCUUUCUGUCGGAGGAGCUGGAGGGUGUUGGGAAGGACCUGGAGGACGAGGAGGAGGCGGAGGAGGGGUCCGGACGGAGGCUGGGAGAGCCGGGCUACGGGGAGUCAGCCGCUGAGUCCGACCCGCUCGGAGCCGAGAGGAAGAAGUGGGAGCGUCAGGAGGAAGCCGCUUUCGCCUCGGUGCAGGGAUCGUCCGUGGGCAGCUCGGACUGGGGCAGCCACUCCGACUUCGAUCUGACCGCGGAGGAUGUCAACGAGAUUGACGUGGAAAUACUGAGCCACUCGGACAGCGAGUACAUCGACAUGGAGAUGGAAGAGGGUGAGGUGGAGGACGGGCUUCCCGUGUCUUUAGCCGUCAGCAAAUUGUGUGCCCCUCCCAGGUGGCAUUUUCACAAUUAUUCUCAAGUGCCCAUGUUACAAUCUCACAGACACCCGACCAAGAGAAGGCUGAGGAGAAGCAGGAAGAACCUCCUGAGACACACUAUGCGGGAGCGAGAGCUACGACGGUUGAUGCAGACUCGUUUCAAUGGGCUGAGAGAACUUCUCUUCAAGUACGAGAAGGUUUCCAAGCGGGCCAUCCUGAACGAGGCCAUCAAUGAAAUCCAGGCCUUGAACGAAAAGGCGCAGAAAUUGGCGGUGGAGAAAAAGCUGCUGAUGAAAAAGCACAGGGCGUUGUUCAAGAUCAUCUCAGUCCUGUCCGGAGAGAAGAAGUGUAAGGAUCAGCAAAGCAGAGCGGCUGAAUGCGAGGAGGUGACAAAGGGAGUUACAAGGCAGACAUCGAGUCUGCUCUCUACUGGGAAGGUGAACGAUGAAGAUUCAACUUUGGUCCCUGUAGCUGGAACCCCCUUUCACCUCCUCCUGAAGAGAAUCGCGGUUUCCCCCCGGAGCGAGGAGUUGGCAGUGGAGCGCGAGGCGCUGAGCAACAGCCACGAAACUCGGCCACAGGAGCCGGCUCUGCCUCCAGCCUUUCCAGGUCGGGAGCUGCUCAUCUGGCAUCCGAGCAUCUUUUCCCGACACAUAGAGAAUCCGGGAGGGUGGGGACAGCCCGAGAGAGACCCAGAUAAGGACCUGCGGACGCUACAGGAUUGGGAGCAGCUGCGAUCGAUACCCCACGAGCCGUCGAACGCCGAGCGGUCAACGCGGGGCGAUAUUCCCGGCUACAGACUGACCAGAGAGGAGCCGGGUGUGAGGGGAGCGAGCGAGGGGAGCGAGCUGGGAACGGGAGCCGCUCCCGAGCCCGCCGCGGGGCCGGUCGGGCCCAGGUCUUGCACGGUGCUGUCCACGGUAACUCAGGCGGGCAGGAAAAGCUCGGAAGCUGCUGGAUUUGGGGUUAGAGGCAGAACCCAGGGCCUGAAAGCCACCCCGGGCCGGGACAUCCUGCGCAAGCUGGCCAAGAAGGUGCAAGAGGCCGGCAUCAAGCCCUGGUCCUGGAAGUCGCGGAGAGACGAGGGGGAGCCUGGGAGUGACGGCAGGGGAGGAGAGGUGUGCGUACGGCAGCCGGGAGCAGGUGGAGGCGGAGGAGGCACUCAGGCAGAGGAACGUCAGUGGGAGUUUGCUACACCACGUCAGCCCGGAACGCCACCCCGGCUUAGCCGAGACGGGAGUGGACACGAGCCCGCUGUGCGGGUGUGGAAUGUGGCUGAGAAGACCCAAGUGGCUGAGUUACAAUGCCACAUGUACGGAGUGCUGUGCGUGGCCUUCUCCCCCAACAUGAAGUAUAUUGUAUCGGUGGGCUUCCAGCAUAACAAGACCGUCAACGUCUGGGAUUGGAAGAAAAACUGCAUUGUAGCUUCUAACAAGGUCUCCAGUAAGGUCACGGCCAUCUCCUUUUCCGAAGACGGCAGUUACUUUGUGACGGUUGGCCACAGGCACGUCAAGUUCUGGUACUUGAACGAAUCGAAAGCCUGCAAGGCAAAUGUGACCAUUCCUCUAUUGGGGCGAUCAGGACUGCUGGGGGAGCUGCACAAUAACCUGUUCUGUGGCGUAGUGUGUGUUAAGGGCAAGACUUUCUGCAGCACCAGCUCCGGCCUUCUGUGUCAGUUCAACUCGAGAAGACAGCUUGACAAGUGGCUGGAUCUACAGACAUCCGUUGCGAACUCGAUGACUGUGGCAGAGAAUUUUAUCAUCUGUGGCUGUUCUGAUGGGACAGUGAAACUGUUUGAUCCCGCGACCCUCCAGCUUAUCACCCAUCUGCCCAAACCUCAUCACCUGGGUGUGGAUGUAGCAGCUGGACUUGAACCAAGCCAUCUCUUUACCCCGAAAACUGACGCUAUCUAUCCCGACACUGUGGCUGUGGCUUUCGACCCCCGAAAUCAGUGGCUGUCAUGUGUGUACAAUGACCACAGUCUGUACGUGUGGGAUAUAAAAGACACUAAGAACGUGAAAAAGAUUUACUCUGCGCUUUAUCACAGUUCGAGUGUGUGGAACAUAGAGGUUUAUCCCCAACUGGAAGACGGUAACCAGUCUUGCCUCCCGCCUGCGUCCUUCAUAACCUGCUCCUCGGACAACACUAUUCGGCUGUGGAAUUCAAGCCGCGCCUCUGGGUUUUGCCGCACUUCGUUUCACAGGAAUAUUUAUAGCACUGACUUAAUUAAAGUGAUUUAUGUUGAUGACAAUAUUCAGCACCUACAAGAUUCAGCCAACAGCCCCGAGGAAGCUAAAAACGGAGGAAAUUCUGAGCUUAAGGCAGGGAUUCGGGUUGUGUCCAUCAGCAAUGACGGGCAGCACUUGGCUUCGGGUGACAGGAUGGGGAACCUGAGGAUCUAUGACCUCCAGUUCCUGGAUGAACUACUGAAAAUCGAGGCUCACAAUUCUGAGAUCUUGUGCUUGGAGUAUUCAAAGCCUGAUACUGGAAUCAGACUGCUGGCUACAGCCAGCCGGGACCGACUGAUCCACAUCCUGAAUGUGGACAAACAGUACAGUCUGCAGCAGUCACUGGACGACCAUUCCUCAUCUAUUACUGCUGUGAAGUUUGCAGCCAGUGAAGACUUGGUCAAAGUAAUCAGCUGUGGAGCUGACAAAAGCAUUUAUUUCCGUACCGCACAGAAGUCUAACGAUGGCAUUCAGUUCACAAGGACCCACCAUGUGGUUGGCAAGACGACUCUGUAUGGCAUGGAUGUCGAUGUCACAAACAAGUCCGCGGCUAUUGGGUGCCAGGACCGAAAUAUCAGGAUAUUUAACGUCAGCAGUGGUAAGCAGAGAAAAUGCUUCAAAGGCUCGCAGGGUGAGGAUGGAAUCCUUCUCAAAGUUCAGAUGGAUCCUUCCGGAACCUUUGUCGCCGCAAUUUGCUCCGACAAGAACAUCUGCAUCUAUGAUUUAGAUUCUGAAGAGUGUGUAGCUACCAUGUUUGGCCAUUCAGAGAUUGUAACGGGCUUGAAGUUUACUGCCGACUGUAAGCGUCUGAUCACCGUGUCGGGAGAUGGUUGCAUUUUUGUGUGGCGUCUCGACUCGCAGCUGGCAACUUGUAUGAGGCACCGUCUUGCUGAAAUCAAACCCGCCGCUAAAGAGCCUCUGCCAAUCAGGAGAGAGACGUUCACUGUGAACCCACGGGUGGUCCAGGGUGACCUCAACGAUGUAGGGAGCGAGGAAGAGCGAGAAGAUGAUGAUGUAGAGGACCUGUCUGUACAGUCUCCCUCAAAAGAGCAAGUGGACAAAGACAAAGUGGACGCUGCCACCUUCCUGAUGACUAACGGCAAACUUCCCCUGUGGGCAAAGAGGCUGGAGGCGGCGGAUGGGAUUAUUUGGGAUCGAGCCACCCGCGGCACGGCAGACACUUUCCAGCCGAAGGGAAGGUGGGCCGAGAGAAUGGACAAGGACUUUAUUAUCUCCACAUUAGGAACGCGUCAACUGGAGGAAUGCUGCCAGACCCCAACUGACAGGAUGUCAACAGCACAGAUGCUCCCGGGCAAUGGUUUAGACAAUGUCUGCAACUUCAAGCCACAGAACCUGGACAACUUGUUCGAUAUGAUGGAGCUGUCUCCCAGCUUGAUGUCGGACAAGGCUUCAGGGAGGUCAAGUUCCCUCUGCCUGGAGGGGUCGGCAAAUGGGUUUUCCCAAGAGGCAGAGAUGGUGGAGAGCGAGCCAGCGGAGAGUUCCGAUCAUUCUUCCAGCACCGAGAAUGAUUACCAAGUGACAGAAGUGGCGAAAAACUUGGAGAAGGAAAUGGUGGAGUGGAAGAAGCCGGGUUCUGUGAACAGCCCAGACAGCGCCUGCUCUGUGGAUUCAUCACGAAGUCAGGCCUCCAGCAACGACGUGCAGCAGGACGAUUGCGGCUCGAUGGGCCAGCUGAGUUCAGACAGCCGCUCCUCAGAGGAGGACGAGGAGCAGUACAGCACAGCGGCCAAGCCUCAGGGCCCGAGUCUGGCUAACACCCCGGACGAGGAGAGGUUCUUCAAACACAACUUUGAAAAUCUAGCCAACGACUUCGCUCAGGAGAAGGCUGACAAGGCGCCGCCAAACCAGAAGCAAAGGCAGCAGGAGAGCGAGAGUCAUUUUUUCCUGAAUCCGCGGUUAAGUCUCACGUCGAGAUUUUUGUUACGUUUUCAGAAAAACUGCAACCUGAUGUCUGCUAAGGUUCAGCAGCUGCACUUGGAUUCUAGCCUCAGGGAGCAGAAGCAUACCCACGACGCCAUAUCCGAGUCCGUGGAGACCUUUGCCAAGGAGACAUCUUUCCCCGAGGCUCAAAUAGGGGCCGUAGCGAAACACUCUCUGAACAGGACGAGGAGAAACUGGAGAAGUGACCAGAUGAGUCGCAGUGUUGAGAAAAUAGAUUGUGACCUCGAGAUUGCUCCAUUCAACUUAGUCGCCUCCAAGUCUCAGUCCGAUCUCCUGAACGUGCACGAGAGCGAGAAGACGCCGUCUCAGCUGUUGCCGUCCCUCGGCAAAGACACCAAACACCGGUCGUACAUGCAGCCCACGACCAGCUCCAGAGCCAAAAUGCUGCGGAGUGCGUCCGUGGGAACCGACCUGCACCAGGCCACGUGGGAACAGAAAGCCGUCACCAGUCUCCCCAACUCCCGAGCCAGCUCCACGCUGGAUCUAACCGUCACGGCGUCGGCGACGGAGCUGAGCCCGGAGCCCGGCUCGUCGCAAGAGAGCCUCCCGGAGAAGGAGAACCUCGGCAAUCACCAGGCCAGAGCCAACCUGAGCCUCGACCUGUCCACCAAGAUGCACAUCGACCGCUUGCUCAUGCCUCCCCCGCCAAUGCUUGCUAACGGCUUGGGGUGCGCGGCAGCCAAGGGCAGGACGGGUCUGCGCUGCAGGCAGGAUUCCUCACGGCUGUCCUCCUCCUCCCCCUCCCUCAACAUCACCUCCACCGAGCCGGCUACAGACGCUGGGAGCAAACCGAUAACCGAGACCCCGGCAGCCCCCGCCUUCGACACC